CAUUAGAGACGUUGAAGUAUAAAUUGCACCCCCGACAGCAGUGUCUACUUAGUAAACAACUACUAGUGCUGUCUGGCCGAUCACAGCACAUAGAUACCUAAAAAACAUCCAACAUGGGUGGCAUGGCGCUGCGCUCGCCGAGCUUGCCGCUGCUGCUGCUAUCCUCCUUGGUCACCGUCAUCACCGUCUCCACACUGAGUGCCAUAGAAGGUGACGAGGAGGCCACGCUGCUGGCUUUCAAGGCAGCGGCAAUCAGCAGCAGCGGGUACAAUGACCCGCUUGCUUCGUGGAACCGCAGUGCCGCCACCGGUGGGUACUGCAGCUGGGAGGGGGUGAGGUGCCGAGGCAAGCACCGACGAGUAGUGGCACUCAGCCUACCAUCCCGAGGGUUCACUGGAGUCCUCUCGCCUGCCAUCGGCAACCUAUCAUCCUUGAGGACUCUCAACCUGAGCUGGAAUGGGUUCAGCGGGAACAUCCCCGCGAGCCUUGAUCGUCUACGCCAUCUCCAUACCCUUGACUUGAGACGCAAUGCCUUCUCUGGCACACUCCCCGGUAACUUGAGCUCUUGCACUAAUCUUACGGAGAUGAUAUUUGAUUUUAACAAUCUCAGUGGCAACGUGCCCCAUGAGCUCGGCCACAACCUGAAGCAGCUCAAGGUGCUCAGCCUGCAUAACAGCAGCUUUACUGGAAGGAUUCCAUUUCCAGCGUCGUUGGCCAAUUUGACAUCACUGAGUAUUUUGGAUCUCGGGUCCAACCAGCUCGAGGGUAUUAUACCGAAUAGCAUUGGCGUCCUAAAGGACCUCUGGUAUCUUGAUCUUCGCUACAACAGCCUCUCCAGCAUGCCCCCGAUAUCCCUUUACAAUUUGUCUUCCCUGGAAUUCUUGCAGAUUCAAUCGAACAUGCUCAGUGGUAGCAUUCCUACUGAUAUUGGCAACAGGUUCCACGCCAUGCGAUUCCUCUCUCUAUAUACAAACCAGUUCACCGGGAUCAUCCCUGCUUCACUCUCCAACCUCACAUCGCUCCAGGAACUCGACCUCGGAGAGAAUAUGCUUAAAGGACAUGUGCCUCACACGAUUGGGAGACUACCAGCUCUGCAAAAGCUAUUCUUGGGCGACAACAGCCUAGAAGCUGACGAUGGGGAGGGAUGGGAAUUUAUUGCAUCUUUGUCAAACUGCAGCCAACUCCGGCGAUUACUUAUCGGCGGCAACGCCGCUUUCACUGGGCACCUACCAAGCUCACUAGUGAAUCUCUCAACAACCCUACGAGUCCUCGAAUUUGCCGAUACUGGGAUUCGGGGAAGCAUCCCCUCGGCCAUCGGCAAUCUAGUGGGCCUUGAAUUCCUUGUUGCUGAUGAUACCUCCAUAUCUGGAGUAAUUCCAGAUAGCAUCGGCAAGCUAGGAAACUUGACUAAUAUUUAUCUGUACAAUAGUAACUUGUCCGGCCAAAUACCUUCAUCUAUUGGAAAUCUCUCAAAGUUAGCAGUCCUGGAAGCCGAUAGUAGCAAUCUAGAGGGGCCAAUUCCACCAAGCAUUGGGAAGUUGGAGAAUUUACUUGCCCUUAAUUUGUCAAAGAACCACCUGAACGGUUCAAUUCCAAGAGAGAUUUUUCAACUUUCUUUCAGCUAUCACAUAGACUUGUCAUACAAUUCACUAUCAGGGCCUCUUCCCCCCCAGGUUGGUAGCUUGCAGAAUCUUAACCAACUAUUUCUAUCUGGAAACCAGUUGUCUGGCGAGAUACCAGAAAGCAUUAGGAAGUGCCCAGUUCUGCAAGAACUUAGGUUGGACAGUAACUUAUUUAACGGAAGCAUAACUCAAUAUCUAAACAAGGCUCUAACUACACUCAACCUGUCAGUGAAUGAGUUGUCCGGUAAUAUUUCAGAUGCCAUUGGAAGUAUCAGUGGCCUGGAACAAUUGUAUCUGGCGCACAACAAUUUAUCAGGACCAAUCCCUGCAGUUCUACAGAAUUUAACAUCAUUGUGGAUGUUGGAUUUAUCCUUCAACAAUCUGCAAGGGGAAGUACCAAAAGAAGGUAUUUUCGGAAAUUUUGCUAACCUGUCGAUCACCGGAAAUAACAAGCUUUGUGGAGGAAUACCCCAGCUUCAUUUAGUUCCAUGCAAGACAGAUUCUGUGAAAAAGAACAGAAGAGGGAAGUCUAAGUAUCUUAGAAUAGCACUAGCAACAACCUUUGCACUAUUACUAUUAGCUAUUGUCAUUGCACUCUUGAUCUACAGGAAGCAAAGAAGAAAGCAGAAGGGUGCAUUCAAACCACGAAUGGUUGAGGAACAGUAUGAAAGAGUUUCUUACCAUGCAUUAUCAAACGGAACCAAUGGAUUCUCCGAAGCCAAUUUGCUUGGUAAAGGGAGCUUUGGGACAGUCUAUAAAUGUGUUUUUCAAGCUGAGGGGACUGUUGUAGCUGUAAAGGUUUUUGACCUUCAACAAUCAGCCUCUAUUAAAAGUUUUGUAGUUGAAUGUGAGGCACUGAGAAGGGUGCGUCACCGCUGCCUCAUGAAGAUCAUCACAUGCUGCUCAAGCAUCAAUGAACAAGGUCAGGAUUUCAAGGCAUUGGUUUUUGAGUUCAUGCCUAAUGGUAGCUUGAAUCGUUGGCUCCAUAUAGAAUCUGGCAUGCCCACUUUGAACAAUACUCUCAGCCUCGCACAAAGGCUAGAUAUCGUUGUUGAUAUCGUGGAUGCAUUGGACUAUCUUCAUAAUCACUGCCAGCCACCAAUCAUCCACUGUGAUCUCAAACCAAGCAACAUCCUUCUUGCAGAAGACAUGAGCGCCCGAGUUGGAGAUUUUGGCAUAUCUAGAAUCAUUUCAGAAAGUGAAAGUAUAAUUCUGCAAAAUUCAAGUAGCACAAUUGGCAUAAGAGGCUCCAUUGGCUAUGUUGCUCCUGAGUAUGGUGAAGGUUCUUCCAUCACAACUUUUGGUGAUGUUUAUAGCCUUGGCAUAUUGCUGCUCGAGGUUUUCACAGGGAGGAGCCCAACAGAUGAUAUGUUUAGAUGUUCAAUGGAUCUACAUAAGUUUUCAGAGGAUGCUCUUCCAGAUAACAUCUGGGACAUAGCCGAUAAGACAAUGUGGCUCCACACUGGCACCUAUGACAGCAAUACAAGAAACAUGAUUGAGAAAUGUUUGGUUCAUGUCAUUGCUCUUGGGGUAUCCUGCUCGAGAAAACAUCCUAGAGAGAGGACACUGAUACACGAUGCGGUCAAUGAGAUGCAUGCUAUCAGAGAUUCAUACCGCAAGUUUGCCAGACCUCUUGUGGUGGAAGAUGGAGCAGGAACGAUUUUGCAGUAAUUUUCAAACAGCGGUGAAUAAGUAGAGCUGAAAAUGGGCAAUAUGUUUGCAGGUGAUAACUUAAAUAAAAUGAUUGAAGGUUUCUAUGAUGCUUCAAUUCUAUUAUUCUGUCCUUAAAAAUCUGCAUCAGAUUUAAUGCAAAUGGAUGGUUAUGUGAAAUACAGCAAUCGGUACAUAAAUGAAAUAAUAGAAACCUUUUCACCUGUAGUUUGCUCAAUGUAUAGUGGAACUCUAAAUGAGUUAUCUCUGGACAUUUUGUAGAGUAUGAGGGGGGUGUUCUAAGAUCAUAACCACUGAAUCCCGUGCUAUUGUUUAAUAUGUUUACAUGAAGCCCAAUGGAUCCACUUGGUGACAGAACCUUCAACAAUGCUGUCUCAAGAAUAUUUUGGCUAUAUGUGGAACCAAAGAAUAUCAUUGUGAAGAGUAGAACCAAGGAUUUUAUUUCUUUCUACGAAUUUCUGUUUUCAACCUUCUCAUAUCAUGCUCAAAGAGAUGUAGCAGUAACCAGUAGAGAUGCACGACAUCAAAGAUUCAUAGAUCAUGUUUCCUGUUACCUUUAGAAAGCACCAAUUGCAGACAUUUGCUAGAGCAAUGAUCACAGCAGAAGGUAGAUUAGAAAUUCAGGAUAGGUUGUCAACUAAAACAACUAAAGGCAUAUAUGAAGUCAGGAUUGAAGUCAGUCUUUUGGAUCUAUAUGUUUAUCAUAACAGUGUAAAAGGGAAAGUAAAUAGCCAUGCAAAUAUACCUUCUUAAGAUAUGAAAUGCUUGUAUGAAAUGCUUGAACUUCUACAGAAGUGGGCAUAUCAUCAAUAUAUGCUUACUCCACAUCCUCACAUUAUCUUGAGGAAAAUGGCUGGUGCUCUGCCUGUUCAUUAAAGCACAUCCUCAUAUCAAUCAUAGAUGAAAAUAUUAAAAAUGCUUGGCUUGAAAAAUUAGGCAUGCAUUUCAAACGAACACAGGUUCAGAAUAAUCACACAGAAUAAAAGAACAAUGAAGUUUCCACUGAAAUUUAAUCAAUAAAGAAGCAGGCUACAGCUCAAACUGACUACGUUUAUAUAACAAUCAGGAUAUUCAGAAAACAUCAUAUCGUCUUCAUUAUUGGUAGCCAUGCUCUAGUGGCACCCCAUGCACAUUGUCAGGGAAACCUCUAUGCAGCAGACGUUCAGAUUAGCAACGAACAAACAUGGCAGUAGGAUAAUGUCGGAAAUCAUAAAAUGCCACGCAAGUUAUACAAAAUAUAUAUUUGUAUUUUCACAAGAGCAGUAUAGCCAGUGCCUAAAAUACUCAAUGGCACUGUAAAACAGCUUCAUACACAUUCUGAAGAUUCAGAACGCAAAUGGUGCCCAGACUUACUUGUCACGUUGCCAAAGCAGGGAAACUGCAUGAAAAAAUUAAUUGUUCUCUCCAGGCAGAUCAGAACAAGAAUCAACAGAUAACUAAAAGAACCCAUUGAAAUUUGCAGAAUCAACUAAUGCAAAGAACCCAUUGAAAUUUGCAGAACCCAUUUGUUCCAGAAACUAAUCAUACGUAUCAUCGCUUAGUAAUAAUCAGUGGACAAAAAAACAAAUGCUCAAUCCAAACUACUGACUCUAGCAAUUGCUGUAAUAGUACGAGCCCAAGGGGAGGUGAAUUAGUCGGCAGCCCUGGUACCCUCGGACUCUCGGAGGUGACGAGCUUCCCUGAUUAGGACGAGACGAGCGGAGGCCGCGCCGGUUUGGAUCUCGCUCUAGCGGGAGGUGUUGGAGGCGAGGCAGGCAGAAUCCUGCGCAAUCAUCUCGAUGACGUGGGUGGUGGUCUUGUGGAGCUCGAGAGGCGGCGCCGCGGCGGCAGGCGGGGCAGCAGGCAGUGGCAGG
Sorghum bicolor (sorghum) is the source of this 5146-nucleotide messenger RNA. RefSeq names its product probable LRR receptor-like serine/threonine-protein kinase At3g47570. The record is from RefSeq and is a predicted model, not a curated record. NCBI's taxonomy places the organism in Eukaryota, Viridiplantae, Streptophyta, Magnoliopsida, Poales, Poaceae. Gene Ontology annotation, molecular function: ATP binding; protein binding; protein kinase activity. Gene Ontology annotation, cellular component: plasma membrane. Bases 114 to 3293 code for a protein of 1059 amino acids. Gene Ontology annotation, biological process: protein phosphorylation. The transcript has 2 exons.